AUGUCUACAAUUCCACAAAAAAUCGCGAAAGCCGCUAUAAAAUCAGUAAUAGGUUCAACUCUUGGAGGCGACAACAACAGUGACGCAUCACAAGCAACACCCACAAAUUCACAGCCAAUAAACGCACAAGCACCGAAUAACACAUCAGCAUCAAACGCCGUCAAGAAACGAAAAAAUAAAUAUAAUUUGCCACCUGGACUCACAAAACAAGAAGCGAAACCGAUUUUGGGGAUUUUACCGGUAAUUGGUGAUUUCGCGGGUGUUUUCCUCGCGUUAACGUUAGUAAACACUGCAAGACAACUAGAUUUACCCCCGGCGAUAGUCUCCAGAAUGAUGAUAAAUGUCAUGAUUGAUUUUCUGAUAGGACUAGUACCAUUUAUAGGGGACGUAGCGGAUUUUUUAUAUAAGUGUAAUACGCGUAAUGCGAAUUUAUUACACGAAUAUCUUGAAGAUCGAGCAAAGAAUAGAUCAUUGGUAUUGGAAGAAGGGUCGGUCGAAGUACUUGAACGAGUUCCUCCAGUGUCUGAGGAAGGUACUUCUUAUAAUGGGAGAAUUGGAAGAUGA
Messenger RNA from Ambispora leptoticha, 564 nucleotides. Lineage: Eukaryota; Fungi; Glomeromycota; Glomeromycetes; Archaeosporales; Ambisporaceae. The record is from the annotation of a GenBank genome assembly.